Molecule: messenger RNA, 940 nt
Organism: Diuraphis noxia (Russian wheat aphid)
Lineage: Eukaryota; Metazoa; Arthropoda; Insecta; Hemiptera; Aphididae
Source: RefSeq, a predicted model, not a curated record
AGUUUUAUAGAUAAUUUCUAUCAUGCAAGAAGCACUAAAAUUUGAUUUGACAACCGCGCCGGAUCCGGUGUUGUUUGACGCUAGCCUGGUGGCGUCGUACGAUGAUAUGCUGGCCGCAGAUUGCGACGAGGACUGCGAUUUCGACUGUUCCAUGACGGUGUCAGCGACCAGUCGGCGCGCGGCUUACGACGCAUUUCGUCGGGUGCCGGAAGUACGCAUAGCGCAAAACCUGCACUUGUGCGCUUGCAUUGAGCUCAAGCACCGCACGGUGGACACGGACGACGACAUCAUCGAGCAGACCGCCGAGUUCUGGCUGUGGGGCGGAGGCGACGGCGGCGACAACGACAACRUCAAAGUGAAGGUGUGCAAAACGUUUUUCGCCCGCACCCUAGGACUGCCGGAAUCGCGGCUUGAAGCACUGCUCGAGCCACCCACCUUCGAAUGGUUCUCGAGGCACCGGGACUGCGGCAGAAUAUCUUUCGAGUGCCGCGACAGUGACGUCUGCGGAGACGGCGAUGUCGAUGAUGACGGUGAUUACGACGACGACUACGAGCACCGACGACAGCGUUACUCGAGUGGCUUGUUUGRUGACGACGAAAUGCCGUGCUCAGAUUUCGUACUAAACUCCAGAAAACAUUUGGAUAAAAACAAUUCGGCAUUCGUCGAAGAAACAGAUUCGGACGUAGAAGUAUACUUGGACGAAAUACCACAUUCAGUCUACAAUAACGUUAUACAUCAUAUUCAAACAACACCCAGAGUGGUGAGUACUUGGGUAAACCAAGAAAACAACCAGGAAAUGUUCAAAUUCGAAUGUAGUAUUAACUGUCGUUCUUUGUAUUUAAAUUAUUUGGAAACAUCGAAGAAGAUUAAAAAUAAAGUGAACGAAAAGCAGUUUAAAAAAAUAUAUAACAGAUAUGUUAAGAAAAGUUUUAUGGUAUAA